Solanum tuberosum (potato) is the source of this 1316-nucleotide messenger RNA. RefSeq names its product ADP-ribosylation factor 1-like 2. The record is from RefSeq and is a predicted model, not a curated record. Gene Ontology annotation, molecular function: GTP binding; GTPase activity. Lineage: Eukaryota; Viridiplantae; Streptophyta; Magnoliopsida; Solanales; Solanaceae. Bases 260 to 841 code for a protein of 193 amino acids. The transcript has 7 exons.
AGAAAAAAAAAAUACAGAAAGAAGCUCAGAAAAGUUGCAGCAACGAAGGAAAAACAACGCUACCUUCUCCAUAUUUAUCAAAUCGAUCAUCAUCAAAUAAAGUAUGAAGUUUUAAAGUUUCUCAGAUCACCAAAUUGUAGUAACAGAUUAGCUUCUCUAACUUGGAUCCUUCACGUUUCACUCUCCAAUUUCAUCUGAUUCGCUUUUGGAGAAACGAAAAAAGGAGUGAAGAAGAAGAAGAGACAAGGCAAAAGGCGUAAUGGGACAAGCUUUUCGCAAGCUAUUUGAUACUUUCUUCGGCAACUCUGAGAUGAGGGUUGUGAUGCUAGGGCUGGAUGCGGCUGGGAAAACAACUAUAUUGUACAAGCUGCAUAUAGGAGAAGUUCUGUCCACAGUUCCUACUAUUGGUUUCAAUGUAGAAAAAGUGCAGUACAAGAAUGUGGUUUUUACUGUGUGGGACGUUGGAGGACAAGAGAAAUUAAGGCCACUUUGGAGGCAUUACUUCAAUAACACAGAUGGACUGAUUUACGUCGUUGACUCUUUGGAUCGAGAGAGAAUCGGAAAGGCAAAGCAAGAGUUUCAGGCGAUCAUUAGAGAUCCAUUUAUGCUUAAUGCUGUCAUCUUGGUUUUCGCUAACAAGCAGGACAUGAAAGGAGCAAUGACUCCAAUGGAAGUGUGUGAAGGCCUCGGUCUUUAUGAUCUUAAAAACCGGAAAUGGCAUAUACAAGGUGCAUGUGCUCUUAAAGGGGAUGGUCUAUAUGAGGGACUAGACUGGUUAUCAAGCACUUUGAAAGAUCUCAAGGCUGCUGGGUACUCUUCAGUGGGGACUUCAGCCUUCUGAUUGAUCAGGCUUACUAAGAACCUAUUUGAGGGACAAAGCUGAUUACCCUGCCGUCUGUAUAUUAAACGCCUGAACUCACAUUGAACAUUGUUACUUGUUCUUUCGGGUCUGUGCUUUUAUGUAGUGGAAUCCUCUGAUCUAGGGUGAAGCUUGAUUUUUGAUUCUGCUGUAUGCUGAAAAUGUGGGCGUUGCAAUUGGUCUUCCCCGUACACGAGAAUUGUGUCUGUUGAUACCUACUGUAGUAUUUUAAGUAUGUAUACUUCCACAUGAAAUAGGUGAUUAAUGAUCUCCCUAACAAGCAUGCCAAAUUGAUCCACCCUGCUUCAUGAAAAGUUUGUCCCUAUAUGUAUCUUAUCAUUCCCGUUUUUGCCUCUAAGCAUGUGUUCUUGUGGAACAGUUUAUCUACAAGGAAACAUGUGGUAUCAACUGAGAUAAUUGUCUUUCUACUUUUAUGAAAAUUCUCUUUUCCACUAAA